AUGGCUUCACCAUACCAGCCAUCCAACUCAUUUUCGCCCUCGGUAGGCUCCGAAAUGGCUGCCGCACCAAAUCGAGCUGUUUCCGAUUUGCCGCAGGCCCAAGUGGACGCGAUUAUUCGCACGAAGCGAAAAGCGCGUGAGCCCAAGGCUUGCUAUCCAUGUCAUGCGCGCAAGGUCAAAUGCGACCGCAAUCUCCCCUGCGACGGGUGUGUCAAGCGUGACCACGCUGAUCUUUGCUCCUACGAACGACCCUCCAAAAAACGAUCGCAAGCUUUCCAUGAGAGCCCCGUUAGUGGUGCCUCGGCGGUGCCGGUGGCACCUGCGCCCGCAGAAUACUCGACGGCAUACGAAUACGACGAUCUCCCAGCACACGUCAAACCCGAGCCGGUAUCGAGUCGGGCAAACGGCACUAGUGCUGGUGGGCGGGUGUCAAUCGCCCGCGAGGAGUGGGAUAAUGUGCGCAACAGACUGCGGGAAAUGGAAAACACUAUCUCGUCUCUUCGAGUUGGAUUGGAGCGGGCUGAAGAAGGUCCCACCGUGACGCUAGAGACCGGUAGCUCGCAGAGCGGUGAUGCGAGUUCCCGCUCCAAGGCCGCCUCGCCGGAGCGGGAGGGCAUCCAUGCUGACAAUACUCUCGGAAAAGGCACUGUUCAUCUAGGGUCGCGCUCUGUUCUGGCUUAUAUCCUGAACAACAAAUCUGGGUCGGAUCAGCUUCAGGCGCUUUUGGAAGGAGGGAUAUUGCCCAAGCUGGGCCUUGACAAUGAAUCAGCGACGUACCCAUUCGUCGACCUGUGGUCGUCAGACAUGUCAACCUUUGAUAUCAGUGCAGUUUGCAGUGCGCUGCCGACUGAUGAACAAUGCAGAGAGUUCUUUUACGACUAUAAAGACAUCGCAGGUGCUAUAUAUCCAGUUCUAGAGGACGUUCGUGAUUUUGAAAACAGCCUCGAGCUUCUGUUGCAGAGUCGAGUCUCUGCCGGGGGUGUGUACCGGGAAGAUGCAGACGAGGCGCAAAAGCCAUUUGGGGUGAGCAUCGCCUACUUGGGCUUGUUGUUUGCCGUGCUUGCGUCUGGUUGCCAAUCAUCCGAUCUGGGUAGCAAAGAAAGAGAAUUGACUUCUCAAGUCUAUGUGUGCUGCUCGUACCAAUGUCUUCGGAUGACCAAUUUCCUGUCUCAGCCCACGAUUGAGGCAAUUCAGACGCUUUUGGUUAUCGGUAAUGUCUUGUCUUAUAACAUGAACCCUGGUAUUUCUUAUGUGCUACUGGGCAUGACUCUCCGCAUGGGCUUGGCACUCGGUCUGCAUGUCGAUUCAAGUCGAUUUUCCCCGCUGGAGCGAUAUCGUCGGCGACAUGUCUGGUGGUCAAUGGCGUGGCAAGACAGUCACUUCUCGCUCUCCUACGAUCGACCCUCCACCACUGCAGUCAGCCAGCCAGAUAUUGCAUAUCAAGAGGACUCGAAACCUGGUGAACUCUUGUACUUUGAAACUUUGUGUCGGGUCAUUUCCUUGGUUCUGGAGGUGGUGCGCAUUCGAAUGCUCAGCCCGCACGCUCAAAUGAGCGUUGAAAGUAUCCAAGGCUACAAGGAAAGAAUCCAGCAGAUCAUGGUCGAAGCAAAGCCCCGCCUGCGUGACGCACAAUAUUGCACCACACCCACACAGCAUCUGGAACGGGUCGUGCUUAAACUGCACUCUUCCUAUUUCUCCUCUGAGCUCUGCCGGCCAGCGCUCAAAUCGACGGCCGAUGUCAAUGACUCCGGUACCGCCAGCAUGCGCGUGGACUGCGUGUCGAAUCUGAUGACGACCGUCGAGGCAUAUAUUGAAAUGCACAACAUUAGCUCUCAUGCGGCACGGUCUUGGAUUGCCCUGCAACGGGCAAUUAGCUCUGCUUUUCUCCUUGCCGUGAUCGAAGAAGCCAAGUCGGAGCCGAGCGUAUGGAAUCUGUUGCGACAGCUCGAGGGCAUUAUCGCUCAACGAGCCAGCACCGAACGAGCCUACGAUACUGGCGACAUCGCGGCUAAUCCUACCAGCCUUACCUCGCCUGCUCAAGGCUUAGGCGCCUAUGACCCUAUCACAGGUGCUACCAAUCCACCUGGCUCCAUUGCACCCGCCCUGGAUCCCACCUCUCCUGUCGCUGCAUUCCCCGACACGCAAACCCAGUGGGCCAAGUCGUUAGCGAAGACCCAUCGCGCCCUCCAGAAGCUCCUCAGUGCAUUCGGAAACUCACAAACGCGACCCACGGGUGGACUUGGCGUCGCCCCCGCAUGCGGUUUUCAACCCAACACCGGUGUCGCCUCGAUAAACACCCUGGUUCCUCCCGCUUCCUCGGGCAUGACUCCGAGCGUCAGCUCCUUGCCACCCCCUACGCCAGAAAGCUCGGGCAGUGGGGAGUGGACGAUACCCAACAUCCUUGACCGAGCUUCCGAGUACAUCCACCCACCUCUGUGGAGUUAG
Messenger RNA from Penicillium alfredii, 2445 nucleotides. RefSeq names its product putative C6 transcription factor. Gene Ontology annotation, biological process: regulation of DNA-templated transcription; DNA-templated transcription. Gene Ontology annotation, molecular function: zinc ion binding; DNA-binding transcription factor activity, RNA polymerase II-specific; carboxy-lyase activity. The record is from RefSeq and is a predicted model, not a curated record. Bases 1 to 2445 code for a protein of 814 amino acids. NCBI's taxonomy places the organism in Eukaryota, Fungi, Ascomycota, Eurotiomycetes, Eurotiales, Aspergillaceae. The transcript is spliced from 4 exons.